CUAACUUCACAGUGGAAGUCGGGCGGCUUUAGAGCUUGAACUCAACAACAAGCCCUCUCAGGCUGGCCCAUCACAGCCAGUUGUACUUUUCUGUUUCCUUUCCCUCUUUUUUUGGGACUGGUGUUUUUUUUCUCUCCCUCUCUCCUGCACUCAGUGUGGGUGGGUGUGUCGAUGCGGGCCAGUGUAGCCUAGUCGCUGCUUGUGCGCACUCUGAAAAAGAGGAAAAAGUUGAUGAUGAGUUUAGUGUGAAAGCGGCCCGCCUCUGAGCAGGCUAACCGUCCAGGAAUGGCAGUUUGGACCAGAGCGGACAAAAACGGUCAGCUGGACCUCCUGCUCCGGGACCGCUGGAUCCGAGUGGCCGCCGAACUCACCCGGGAAACGCUGACUUUAACGGCCGAGGCGGAGGCGACCGGACAGGGGGGCAACCACUGGGACUACAGCAACUCUUCGGCGGGCCUGCGAAAUGGCAUGUCGAACGGAAACGACCCGGGAUCGAGUCCGGGGAACCCCGGCCGCGGUCCAUCUUCGAGUCAAGACCAACUCCAGAGCCAGAACCACGGGGUUCGGGGGCGCAGCUCCAGCCCGGGGCGCGGGGUUGGCAGCCGGGGUCAGUACGACGGCAACUACGGUUUGAACAGCCCUGGAAAGUACCCGAAUAACGGCACAAACUCUGACUUUGGAAGUCCCAGCUCGAGCUACGGUAGUCCCGGGUCCAGCUUCGGGUCGAGGCAGGGCGACUUCCCCGUUAGUCUGGACGGGUCAUCGGAGGCUGUGCGGAAAGUUCGAGUUGUCAAACAGGAGUCUGGCGGGCUGGGGAUCAGUAUCAAGGGGGGGCGCGAGAACCGAAUGCCCAUCCUCAUUUCCAAGAUCUUCCCGGGGCUCGCCGCCGACCAGAGCCGGGCUCUCCGGGUGGGCGACGCGAUCCUGUCGGUGAACGGGAACGACCUCCGAGAGGCGACGCACGACCUGGCGGUCCAGGCGCUGAAGAAGGCAGGGAAAGAAGUGACGUUGGAGGUGAAGUACAUCCGUGAGGUUUCCCCGCUCUUCAAGAAGCCGUCCCUUGUGGCCGACCUGCCCUGGGACGGUGUCCGCCCACAGUCGCCCAGCUACAGCGGCAGCGAGGACUCCGGCUCGCCCAAACACAGCAGCGCCUCCUCGUCCAAAGACAGAAAGGUCAUCAGCCUGAGGAUGUGCUUCAUCAGCAGAAAUCUCACCAUGCCAGAUCUGGAGAACAGACUGCUGGAGCUCCACUCUCCAGACGGCCAGCACACGGUGGUGCUGCGCUGUAAAGACGGCCCCACUGCCAACUCCUGGUUCACUGCCAUCCACACCAACAUCGCCGCUCUGCUGCCUCAGACCCUGGCUCACAUCAACGCCUACCUGGGGGCCUCGUCCUCCACCUCCACACACCCCCACCUCAAACACAUCGGGUGGUUGGCUGAGCAGGUCCAGCUGGAAGGUGGACGGCAGCAGUACAGGCCGGUGGUCAUGGCGCUGACGGAGAAGGACAUCCUGCUGUUUGAAUCCGUGCCCUGGAGCAGAGAGUCCUGGUCCAUGCCUCUGCUUACACACCCACUGCUGGCCACCAGACUGGUUCACUCUGGCAGUGCGCGGGGAUCUCCGGCCCAGGGCUCAGACCUGGCAUUCGCCACUCGGACGGGCACAGGGCGGGGCAUCGAGUCCCACGUCUUUCGGGUGGAGACCCACUGGGAUCUGUCCUCGUGGACGCGAGCCCUCGUGCAGGGGGCUCACGCUGCCGCCGAGCUCAUCAAAGAAGUCUCUAUCGGUUGCACGUUGAACAGGCAGGAUGUCCGGCUGACGCUGCACUAUGAGAAGGGCUUCACUGUGACGAGAGAGCCGGCCGACCCAGCAGGUGGCGCCGUGCUCUACAGAUACCCCUACGAGAAGCUCAAAAUGUCCGCUGACGACGGAAUACGCAACCUUUACCUUGACUUUGGGGGUCCAGAGGGAGAGAUGAUUUUUGACCUCCAUUCUGGUCCAAAGCCGGUGGUGUUUGUCCUCCACUCCUUCCUGUCAGCCAAGCUUACUCGUAUGGGCCUGCUGACGUGAAGCGACGGACAGCAGCAGCAGCAGCAGUAGUGUGGAUUAGAGGAUGGGGCCCAGGCGCAGCGUGGAGGGGGAGGACGCCCCCUGAAGUGCUGAUAGUGGGGGUUAACUUGUUAUGUUUUUUAUUUUUUUUCCAGUUUCUCCAUUCACAGCUGAAGUUAGGCCUGAGACGGCACUGCAGGGAAGAUUUAACCCAGGAGUUGUAUUGUUGAUUGUCUCAAAAAUGUGCCUUCUCUUCCAACUUCUCCUCGGCCUCUUGCAGUCAUUUGUAUUGUAAGAUCUGGUGAAAGGAGGUGGCACUUUGCUUGAAGUCAGUUACAAUACACAAAAAAUAGCUAUUAACAAUCUCACAACAUUCCAUGUGAUUACUUAUUAAGUUUCAUUACAAUUAUACAUUAUUAUGUUUUUUAAAAAGUGCACUUCAAGCAGUGUUACUAAAACUAUUGAGGAAAGGAAGGAUUUUUUAGACAAUUAAUACACAGCCAGGCACAGAUUGGUAAAUGCUCCCUGUUUUUACUCUAUGCCUAUCAUUCCACGACAGCCUUCUAAUGUACUUUGGGCUCUUUUUAAUGUAUUUGUUUGUGUUUGUGUUGACAUGUGAGUGCUGUUAUAGAGUCAGAAUGCAGUUAAUUGAGCAGAGAUUGUGUGAAUGAAGAAAGGUUUCUGUGUGUGUGUGUGCGUGUGUGUGUGUGAGGGAGUGUGUGUGUGUGCGUCUCUACUACAUGUUUCUGUUGGCUUGAUAGUGUGCCUGCUGUCUGACAGACUCACCUUUUAGCACAUUAUCCCAAACUACUGUUGUAAUCAGGAUUGCCAACUGUGCCUUUUUGCAUGUAGUCAAAGACAACUCUUUGUAAUUUUUCCUUUUAUUUCACACAAUAAGAGAAUUUUAAGCUUUCAACAUGCACAAGCAAUAGUGUUACUCUUAUAGUGUAAACGAUAUUACUUGGUUUUUAUGUCAUUUGUUUUUUUUUUUUAAGUGUAUAUCUCAUGAUAGCAUGACUUCCUGACAUUGAACUCUGUAUCAGAUGAUGAUAAAUGACAUGACCGUGUGUUACCUCCUUCACCUACACUACCAUGUCGUCUCCUGUCGCAAAUGUCGCUGUUAUCUCACUCCACUUUUCUUGACAUUACUUGUCUCCUGUUAGUAUUCUAUGCAUCAUUUCUCUGGCCAAGGACUGUUUAACUGGUUUGUUUUAAGGUGGGCCAUCACAUGACAGAGGUACAGAGGUGUUUUUAAUAAGUGUAACAGCCAAUAUAUCUAACAUACAAAAAGAGUUAAAAUAAUAGGAAAUUGGCUGAAAUGGAAAAGAAUGAAAGCCAACCUCUAGCAGGAAAGAAAUUCUGCUGCAUUUAGACAAGGUACGUCAGAGGAAACAGGUAAGAAGAAUUUAGUUCUAGCCAUAUUCUCACUGUUAACAUCCCUGAGAAAUGCAAAAAGGAAAAAAAAGUCAAAUAGAAUGCACAUAGUAGGCUAAAGUACCCUACUCUGGAUUAUACAUGUUGCUUACUUAUUAUUUAUCAUGACCAAUGAUGUAAUUCUUUCCAAAUGUCUAAAAAAGGUGUUUGAUCAGCUCUGUUUCUGCUCUGCAGCCAGCAAGGGACCAACAUCAGGGACCUCUGGAGCUUGCUUAGAUUUGAGAAUAUUUUAAGUCUGUUAAGUUUGCAAGUAGAAGUGACAGUGAGGGAUGUUUGGUUUUAUCUUUCACUUAAGUUGAUUAUGGAUCCUGGUGUUUCCAGUGUUCAUUCAGUGCUUGCUUCACCAGUGUAGUGGUCCAUAUUGAUUUAAUGUGAUGACAAAUAAGAAAGUUCCAUCCAUUGAUGAGGGCAGUGAGAUACAGUCAAAAGCUCUGACAAAAAGCUUGAAAAUGGACCAAAAGUUAGAGGUUAUUUGGUGAACUGCUUCUCCCAAAGUCUUUAAUUCUGUUAUUAAACCUGAUUUGAACUAAAAUCUCAUUACAGACCUGAAGGUUUCUGUCAAAACAGCCAUUCAUCUGUUUCACACUCAGUUUUAGCCGCAUUAGAUAAAAUAAUUACAAUCCCCCUCCCUUCAGUUCAUCUGUCCAGUCCAGUGCCUGUAUUGAGACUUGACUCAUUAAUGGGUUCAACAUGACUGUGAGGGACAUGUUGCUAAAGUUAGCCUUCAGUAGAGCGUCUGUUCCUUUAAACCUCUAACAAUGUACCAUUGUAUCCUCUGACCUUGUAACACAGGAAACCCUUGAAUAAGGAACACAGUCACCUGUCUGAAGGACUCUGAUGUCCUUGUGAUGGUCUGAAAAACUUUUUUGGUUAGCUUCAUGAAAGCAGAUAUGUGUUAUUGUGUAGCUCCUAAAGCUAGACAGCUUUUUCAGGCUGUGAUUAAUGAGUGGCUGUGUUGAAGGACAAGCAGACUUUGCUUCGUUUAAUGUGGGAGGUUUGAGAUAUAUUUGGCCUGAAACAAAGUCUUCUUCUUGCAACAUUUGAAGCAAUAGUGAAGUGUGCUGUUCCAUCUUCCUAAUUUCCCACACCGCUUUUUUAUUUUCUAUCAGUCAUGUUUCUCUAACCUGCUGCACAGAUGUGAUUGUCUGAACUUAGUCAACCUUCAACAAACUACAGGCCGUCCCUCUUUGAGCUUGAUGCACUAAUCUAUCAAACCCCUUUAAACCUGUGAAUGUACACCUCUUCUCUUCUGAGUGAUUUUUUCUUCUCUUUUCUCUUUAUUUCUGAAAUCGUGGCUAUCCUGUCUAUGCAAAGCAAUGCUUCAAAGAAGGGGUUUUUGAACCAAAGGUAAUAUCUGUGGCAGCUUGCGUCCAACACAAUCAUUAAACUGAAAAGUUACAAGAGGAUUAAGUGCUGCUGCAACAACCUGUCAUAUGCAAAGUAUUUUAGACUUCCUUCCAAUAAACAGUAUACAAUGUAUAAUAGCAAUGUAAUAAUCUCAUGUAAAUACCCACCAAUAAAACUGUUACAAACGA
Molecule: messenger RNA, 5018 nt
Organism: Lates calcarifer (barramundi perch)
Lineage: Eukaryota; Metazoa; Chordata; Actinopteri; Centropomidae
Gene: sntb2
Product: syntrophin, beta 2
Cellular component (GO): intracellular anatomical structure; synapse; dystrophin-associated glycoprotein complex
Molecular function (GO): structural molecule activity; protein binding
Source: RefSeq, a predicted model, not a curated record